Messenger RNA from Microthlaspi erraticum, 2193 nucleotides. The record is from the annotation of a GenBank genome assembly. Lineage: Eukaryota; Viridiplantae; Streptophyta; Magnoliopsida; Brassicales; Brassicaceae.
AUGGAGCAUCCUUCUCCUCAUGUUUGUCUAACUUGUGCAGGGUGUUGCAGAGGUGUGAGGAGACAAACUAGUACUCAACUGGGAGAAGUGCCACUUCAUGGUUCGAGAGGGAUUGUGCUUGGACACAAGAUUUCCGAGAAAGGGAUCGAGCUCGAUCGAGCUAAGGUGGAUGUCAUGUUGCAGCUUCCUGUUCCCAAGACUGUGAAGGACAUCAGGAGUUUUCUGGGUCAUGCAGGGUUCUACAGAAGAUUCAUCAAGGAUUUCUCAAAGAUAGCAAGACCCUUGACAAGACUUCUGUGCAAAGAGACAGAUUUUGAGUUUGAUGAAGAAUGCCACAAGUCUUGGACCUUGCUGAAGGACGCUCUGGUGUCUGCCCCAAUAGUUCAAGCUCCAAACUGGGAUCACCCAUUUGAGAUUAUGUGUGAUGCAUCUGACUAUGCAGUAGGAGCAGUGCUUGGCCAAAAGAUAGACAAGAAACUCAAUGUCAUCUACUAUGCAAGCAAGACUAUGGAUGAUGCUCAGUGCAAGUAUGCAACCACAGAGAAGGAACUCCUUGCCAUAGUCUUUGCCUUUGAGAAAUUUCGAAGCUAUAUAGUUGGGUCCAAGGUGAUUGUGCACACUGACCAUGCUGCCCUUAGGCACAUCUUCGCUAAGAAAGAUACAAAGCCAAGACUUCUCAGAUGGAUCCUUUUGCUUCAAGAGUUUGACAUAGAAGUUGUGGACAAAAAGGGAGUGGAAAAUGGAGUUGCUGAUCAUCUCUGUAGGAUGCGAGUUGAAGACAUGAUCCCCAUCAAUGAUUCUAUGCCUGAAGAACAGCUUAUGGCAAUCAUGAUCUUGAAGGAGAGUUUUGAUGAGAAAGUCAGGCUGGAAGAAGUUAAGGCUCUGCGUGAUGAGAAUUUGCCAUGGUAUGCUGAUAUAGUGAACUUCAUGGUGUCCGGAGAAGUCCCUAGUAGUUUUGAUGCUUACAAGAGGAAGAAAUUCUUCAAGGAUGCUAGGCAUUACUAUUGGGAUGAGCCUUACUUGUACAAGAGAGGACCAGACAGCAUUUACAGGAGAUGCAUAGCUGAAGAGGAUGUACAAGGAGUUCUAGAGCAUUGCCAUGGGUCAGCUUAUGGAGGUCAUUUUGCUACAUUCAAAACAGCAACCAAGGUUCUGCAAUCUGGUUUGUGGUGGCCUACCUUGUUUAAAGAUGCAGCAAGCUUCAUCACAAAGUGUGAUCCAUGCCAAAGGAAAGGAAGUAUCACCAAGAGAGAUGAAAUGCCACUGAACCCGAUUCUGGAAGUUGAGAUCUUUGAUGUAUGGGGAAUAGACUUCAUGGGACCUUUCAAGCCUGCCUCAAACGGGCACAACUACAUUCUAGUCGCUGUAGACUAUGUGUCCAAAUGGAUUGAAGCCAUCCCCUGCCCAGCCUGCGAUGCUAAGGUUGUUAUCAAACUGUUCAGAACCAUCAUCUUUCCAAGAUAUGGCAUCCCAAGGGUUGUUAUUUCGGAUGGAGGUUCCCAUUUCAUCAACAAAGUGUUUGAGAAGUUGAUGAAGAGUUAUGGAGUCAAACACAAGGUCGCUACACCUUACCAUCCUCAGACCAGUGGGCAAGUUGAGGUCUCCAAUAGGCAGAUAAAGGUCAUUCUUGAGAAGACAGUGAGCUUUACUAGGAAGGAUUGGUCAACAAGACUUGAUGAAGCUCUUUGGGCCUAUAGAACAGCUUACAAGACCCCCAUUGGAAGGUCCCCUUUCAACUUACUGUAUGGAAAGGAUUGUCACUUACCUGUAGAGGUAGAGUACAAGGCGCUAUGGGCAGUGAAGAUGCUGAACUUUGAUAUAAAGGCUGCACAAGAGAGAAGACUAAUGAACUUGUUUGAGUUGGAAGAAAUCAGAAUGAAUGCCUAUGAGAACUCCCUAAUCUACAAGUUGAGAACAAAGGCAGCCCAUGACAAACUGAUCCGCCUUAAAGACUUCAAGGCUGGGGAUAGUGUGCUUUUGUAUAACUCCAAGCUAAGGUUGUUUCCCGGGAAGUUAAGGUCAAAAUGGGCAGGACCAUUCAAGAUCCACGAAGUUUUGCCCUAUGGAUCCCUCACUCUGCUCAAUCAAGAGGGGAAGGAGUUCACAGUGAAUGGGCAUAGAUGCAAGCCGUAUCUAGGAAUGACCCCCACAGAGGAGAUCAUCACUCCUCUACAAGAUCCAACCCCGGCUUAA